Trichosurus vulpecula (common brushtail) is the source of this 1718-nucleotide messenger RNA. RefSeq names its product molybdenum cofactor synthesis 2 (gene MOCS2). The record is from RefSeq and is a predicted model, not a curated record. The transcript has 7 exons. Gene Ontology annotation, biological process: Mo-molybdopterin cofactor biosynthetic process. Lineage: Eukaryota; Metazoa; Chordata; Mammalia; Diprotodontia; Phalangeridae. Gene Ontology annotation, cellular component: cytosol. Bases 166 to 735 code for a protein of 189 amino acids. Gene Ontology annotation, molecular function: molybdopterin synthase activity.
GUUCGUUCAGAGACCAUUUCUGUGCCACAACAAAUAAAGUCUCUGAAGCUGUGGGAAGAGAUUGAAAGUCGACAUCCUAGGUUAGCUGACAUCCUAAAGCAGGACCAUGACUUGCUGUGUUAGCUGAUGUAAGAGAUCAAGUGAUAUUUGCUGUUCGUCAGGAAUAUGUCCAGCUUGGAGAUCAACUCCUGUUCCUACAGCCAGGUGAUGAGAUUGCAGUCAUUCCCCCCAUUAGCGGAGGAUAAUAACUCUGGGCUGUUGGGGGAAUCUAUGAGUGCAAUUGAAGACAAACCUAAAGAUGUAAUCAAAAUUACUGCUGAGAAGCUCUCAGUAGAUGAAGUCUCACAGUUGGUGGUUUCUCCUGUCUGUGGAGCUGUGUCUCUGUUUGUGGGGACUACAAGAAAUAACUUUGAAGGGAAAAAAGUUGUUAGCUUAGAAUAUGAAGCAUAUGUGCCAAUGGCAGAAGCUGAAGUCAGAAAAAUAUGUGUUGCUGUUAGACAGCAGUGGCCAGUCAAGCAUAUAGCUGUGUGCCAUCGGCUUGGCAUAGUUCCAGUAACAGAAGCAAGUGUGGUCAUUGCUGUGUCUUCAGCACACAGGGCUGCAUCCCUUGAAGCUGUAAAGUAUAUUAUUGAUACAUUAAAAGCCAAAGUUCCAAUUUGGAAAAAGGAGCUAUAUGAAGAAGAAACAUCAUCGUGGAAAAGAAACAAAGAAUGCUUUUGGACAAAAAAGGACUAAUUUGUACUUUAUUUCUGAGCCUUUUUGAUCUUUCUGAGGCACUAUGGUAAAGUGGACAUAGCUGGACUUCAUGUCUAACUCUUAUUAGGUGUUUUGACUGUUGCAAAGUCAUAAUAACCUCUCAGAACCUCACUUUUCUUUUAAGCCGGUAUGAUAUUACCUAACUUACAGGGUUGUGAGCAGGGAAAUGUUUGGUAAACUUUAAAAUGCUAUAUAAAUUUAAAUUUAAUUUAAUUCAGCAAUCUCAUGAUAUUUGGCCAAAGGCAGGUGCUCUUAUAGCAUUGCAAUGAAGCAGCAAGGAAAAAGACUAGGGGGGGAUUUAGGAAUAAGAGAGGUUGGAAGGCAUAAUGACAUGAUUUAUAUUUAGGGAGGGAUAAGAGAAGUAAGCAUGUUCUACUACCAAGCUAAUUUUGUGUCUGCUUACAGAUGUGUGCUCCUCCUUCCUUCUUAUUUAUACUUCCUCCUAGAAAAUCAGUAUUGACAUAGGAAUUGGUAAAGUUGAAAUAGGUGCCCCGGUAUAAUUAUUUUCUACUUUAUUGAUUUGGCAUAUGAAACCAAGGAGCAAAGAAAUUUAAAGUUGAAAUAAAUAUUUCAGUCAAUCUUGAGAGUUCAAUGGCCUUUGUGCUUUUAAUACUUAACUAAUCACAUAACUCUAGAAAACAUAUAUGUAAUAAAAAUACAUAUCCAUCCUGGGGCAUGAAAGGUCAAAUAAUUUUUUUAGUGAAUGUAAUAUAGUAAUGUGUUAUGUAUGUUCAGAAGCUUUGAAGUUCUUUCUUACCGCAGAUCAAUUCAAGUACAUUUUUCUUGAUUCAUUCUCAAUUCUAUAUGAAUUUUAAAGCCAGUAAAUUAGUUAUAUAAUUAAAAAAAUAUAUUCAUUAACUAUCACUUGUGUUGAUGUCUGUCAUUCAACAUUGGGCCCAUUUAAGACUUGUAUGGACUGAUUAAGAACUAGAAAUGAGGAGAACUAGAUAAUGAUUUAUGAU